AUGGGUUUGUCCUCUUUCUGGUUAAUGGAUAAUGCAAACUGUCCAAGCUUGGGCAAUCAGCCAACAAGUAAUAUCAAAGACUUACAAGGUAAAGAGCAGUGUGAUCAUUCUCAUUGUGAACCUACUGAUGAUUUGCAUGUAGUGAAUGAAAAUAAUGAAGAGGCAACUGAAGAGGUCAUUCUUGGAAAAGAGUUUAUGGAUGUUGAGAGUGCAUCUAAGUUUUAUAACAAUUAUGGUGGCAAACAUGGAUUCAAUGUGAGGAUAAGAAACAGUAGGAAAAACAUUGAGAAUUUUGUGACAUGGGUACGUUAUUGUUGUUCAAAAGAAGGUUUCAGGAUAAAGGACAAGCGUCGUACAAAUGCAUCUUAUUCUCAACCAGUUACAAGAUGUGGUUGUCAAGCUCAUCUAACCAUCCAACUGCAGAAGAAUGGAAAUUUCAAGGUUGUCUCAUUUCAGAAAAAUCAUAAUCAUCCUUUGAUUAGUACUCCACUGAAGCAUUUGCUUAAGGUCAAUAGAAAUAUAUCUGAGGCACAAAAAGCACAUGCAGAUGAUGCUGAAUGCUCUGGUUUCUCCAUAAAAGCAACUGUGGAGCUGAUGAGUAGAGAAGUAGGAGGGCCAGAGAAUCUUGGAUUUUCACACAAGGAUUACAUGAAUUACAUACAUAGAAAGCGAAUGUCUAAAAUGGAAAAGGGAGAUGCAGGUGCUAUAUUACAGUACUUUCAGAAGAUGCAAUCUGAGAAUUCGUCAUAUUUUUAUUCAAUCCAACUUGAUGAGGAUGAUAUGAUCACCAAUAUAUUUUGGGCUGAUGCUCGAUCGGUAAGUGAUUAUAGUCUUUUUGGAGAUGUGCUUUGUUUUGAUACGACGUACAGAACAAAUGAAUAUGGUCGACCAUUUGCACCAUUUGUUGGGGUUAAUCAUCAUAAGCAAACAACACUAUUUGGUGCAGCUUUGUUAUAUGAUGAAACAACAGAGUCUUUUAGGUGGUUAUUUGAGACAUUCCUUUCUGCUAUGUCUAGUAAGCAACCAAUAACCAUUCUUACUGAUCAGUCUGCUGCCAUGGCUAAAGCAAUAAAAGAUGUUUUUCCACAAGCUACUCAUCGCUUAUGUGUUUGGCAUCUUUAUCAAAAUGCUGCUAAGAAUCUAAGUCAUGUCUUUCAUGGAUCUUCAGAAUUUGUUGAUGAUUUUAGCAAUUGUAUGUAUGACUAUGAGUUUGAGAAUGAGUGGCUAUUAGCAUGGAAUGAUAUGCUUGAGAAAUAUAGCCUCCAGGAAAACAAGUGGCUGAAUAAUUUAUUUGAAUUGCGAGAAAAAUGGGCGUUGGUGUAUGGGAGACAUACUUUCACCGCAGAUAUGAAAAGCACACAACGUAGUGAAUGCAUGAAUAAUGUGCUUAAGAAAUAUUUGAGGCCAGAGCAUAAUCUUUUGCGAUAUGAAGAUUCAGCACAAAAUGUGCAUUGUAGUUGUAAAAAGUUUACUUUUGUUGGGAUUCUGUGUGUUCAUGCACUAAAAGUGCUUGACAAGAAGAAUGUGAAGAAGAUUCCACCGCAAUACAUUUUAAAGUGA
This is a messenger RNA of Rosa rugosa (rugosa rose), 1560 nucleotides long. RefSeq names its product protein FAR1-RELATED SEQUENCE 5-like. Gene Ontology annotation, biological process: regulation of DNA-templated transcription. The coding region runs from base 1 to 1560 and encodes 519 amino acids. Lineage: Eukaryota; Viridiplantae; Streptophyta; Magnoliopsida; Rosales; Rosaceae. The transcript has 3 exons. The record is from RefSeq and is a predicted model, not a curated record. Gene Ontology annotation, molecular function: zinc ion binding.